Messenger RNA from Hemicordylus capensis (graceful crag lizard), 9420 nucleotides. RefSeq names its product acyl-CoA synthetase family member 2 (gene ACSF2). The record is from RefSeq and is a predicted model, not a curated record. The coding region runs from base 394 to 2196 and encodes 600 amino acids. The transcript has 16 exons. Gene Ontology annotation, biological process: fatty acid metabolic process. Lineage: Eukaryota; Metazoa; Chordata; Lepidosauria; Squamata; Cordylidae. Gene Ontology annotation, molecular function: medium-chain fatty acid-CoA ligase activity.
GGCCUUCAGAGCGGGAGAAAGGGCCGCACAAGCCGAAGGAAAUCAAGGAUCCCCGAGGAGGGUAGCAGGGCUAGUCAAUCUCCUCCAUGAAGUACCCAGGAACAGUUCGUGGCCCGGCCCGGGAGCGACUUCUGCACGCCAGCUCCCCGGGCUUCCGGCGGCGAAACACACUGAAGAGGACCGUCUGUCACAGCAGCAGGUCUGAGGCGGGGUGAGCCGUGGCCGCACCGCCCCUUUCACUUUCAGUCCUCUGGCUCGGCUCCCAGAGGCGAGUAGGCGGCUCUUGCCCUGCUGGCGGGAGUGAGAGAGGGUUGCUGGCUCCUCGCUGCAAGCAUCCGGGCUGGGGGCAGCGGCUGCACCUCCGCUGGGACGGGACGGAACCAACCCACACGCAUGGCUUCGACCGUGGCCCCACUGAAGAGAGUGGCUCGGGAGGUUUUGGCUGCGGUGGUGAAUCGAACCGGCCUCCGCGGCAUUCAUCGGGUCAGUGCUCUACAAAUUGAUGCACCACCCACCUCACCCAUAACAAGCAAAAGCUAUGUCCAUGGGGUGUCAAAAAUUCAGUUGCUCUCCAAAACUCUGAAUCAGUGCUUGGAGGAAACAACUCACCGGAAUCCUGAACAAGAAGCCUUAGUGUUUGCUACUGAGGGAAUUCGGAAGACUUUUGCACAGUUUAAGCAAGAUGUGGAGCAGGCAGCAGCAGGGCUUUUGGCCCUUGGCCUGAAAAAGGGUGACCGGCUGGGAAUGUGGGGCCCCAACAAGUAUGAAUGGGUCCUAAUGCAGUUUGCCACAGCUCAGGCAGGAAUCAUCCUGGUGUCUGUGAACCCAGCCUAUCAAGCCCAUGAACUGGAGUUUGUGCUGAGGAAGGUUAGCUGCAAAGCACUGGUGUUCCCUACACAAUUUAAAACACAGAGAUACUAUGAGAUCUUGAAGAAGGUCUGCCCUGAACUGGAACAAUCUAGUCCAGGGGCAAUAAAGAGCAAGAGGCUGCCAGACCUUUCCAUUGUAAUCACCUUGGACUCCAAGCUACCUGGCACGAUCACGAUGGAUGAUGUGAUGCAGGCUGGAGACAGCAGCCACAAAAAGCAGCUACAGGACAUACAGAAGACACUGGACUGCAAAGAGCCUAUCAACAUCCAGUUUACUUCAGGAACUACAGGAAGCCCCAAAGGUGCAACACUCUCUCACUACAAUAUUGUAAAUAAUGCAUAUCUCAUUGGCAUAAGGAUGAGAUGCUCCAGUAGGGAAACCCGUUGUUGUCUCCCUGUCCCUCUCUACCACUGCCUGGGGUCUGUGGGAGGCUGCAUGCUGAUGGCUGUCCAUGGUGUGUCCCUUGUCUUCCCAUCACGAAGCUUUGAGGCAAAAGCUGCACUGAAGGCAGUGGACCAUGAAAAAUGCACUCAUAUACAUGGCACUCCGACCAUGUUCAUAGAUAUGCUAGCCCAGGCAGACUUUGACAACUACAACAUUUCAACUCUUCAGGGAGGAGUCAUUGCAGGCUCAACAGUGCCUCCUGAAGUAAUUAAGAAGAUCAUGAAGAAAAUGAACAUGCAGGAGAUGGUGGUUGCUUAUGGCACUACAGAGAACAGUCCUGUCACUUUCAUGGGAUUCCCUCAAGACAACAUUAGCCAGAAGACUGAGACUGUGGGAUGUAUCUUCCCCCACACAGAGGCAAAGAUUGAAGAUCCCGAUACAGGGAAGGUUCUCCCACUCAACACCCCAGGAGAACUUCAGAUUCGAGGCUACUGUGUCAUGCUGGGAUACUGGGCAGACCCCCAAAAAACUGGCGAAGUGCUUAGUGAUGAGCAAUGGUACAAGACUGGGGACAUUGCUAUUCUUGACGAGUAUGGCUACUGCAAGAUUGUAGGUCGUUGCAGAGACAUGAUUAUCCGCGGAGGGGAGAACAUAUACCCAGCAGAGCUUGAACAGUUUCUUCACACCCACCCUAAGAUUCAGGAAGUACAGGUGGUAGGUGUGAAAGAUGAGAGAAUGGGAGAGGAAAUCUGUGCUUGCAUCAGAGUAAAAGAGGGAGAGGAGUGCACCACAGAGGAAAUCAAAGCAUUUUGCAAAGGAAAGAUUGCUCAUUUCAAGACUCCUCGUUACAUUGUGUUUGUAAAAGAUUUUCCACUCACAGUCUCGGGCAAGAUUCAGAAAUACAAACUGCGGGAGCAGAUGGAGAAGCAGCUUCAGCUUUGAGCAGACCCAAGAGAACCCCAAAUGAAUGUGCCUUCUGCCAACUUCUUUUAUAUUUGAGCUCUAAGUGGUUACAGAGCUGGUGCCACCCGCCCGCCUUAAGAUGCACUAGUCCACCUGCAGCGAAAUCAACCUUUUUCAAAUAACAGUCUUUUUUAAAAAAAAGUGUUCCUUCAACUGUUUUUCUGUGUAAACAAAUCCAUGCAAAAUUUACACUUUAAUUUAAAGCUAAAGCUGUGUAAAUGGUCUCCAGAAAGAUACCCUCCUCCCAUAAGAGAAUUUUCAUGGUUCUUGAGGUUAUCAUUCACAGCACAUCAAAGAGAGCGUAAACCUUGCUUAUCCCAUGAAUCAGGUGCCUUCAUUUGUUGCAUUACAUUCUGGACAAUUAUUUUGUUAGUCUUGUGGUUUUGGUGUUCUAAUGAUGCACCAAAAGGGGAUAACAACACAGAAAAUUAACACAUAUAUUCCUGAAAUUCUAUGAGUACAAGUUUUGAGCGAUUGUGCUGCAAAUUAGCAGCCAAACAGAAGAAAGAAAAACACGUGCUUUUUAGUUGUCAGAAAGUCCAUUUAUGUGAAGAGGAGCAUAGUAGCUCAAACCAUGAAAGCAAGUGCCUUUCAGAUUUUUAGUAAUAUAUUUGUGGGUGGGUGCUUUAUUUUAUUUUAUUUCAUUUUAGCUUCUUUGGGUUAUACUACAAAUGAAGGAUCCUGGUUCAUGGGAUAAGCAAGGCUAUAUACACCCUUCCUGAUGUGCUAUGAUCGCCCCAAGAACAAUGAAAAUGGUCUCAUCCUUUAUGGUCAUCCUUUGGGGGCUGUGUUACUGGGUUCUGCCUCUCAUUUUGCUUUUCUGAUCCCCUAUCAUUCAAGAGGAUCAUCAACACACUAAGAAUGUUUGAAGCCGCUUGAAAGGGAGGGUUCACCCUGAUGUGGAAGCAGGGCUGGCUGGGACUUCCUGCUUUAUCACUUGCUUAUGUUUUAGUCUCUCAAACAGAACAUCUGGCCCAUGCAUUCUUACCUCUGGUUAGUUCAAUGGAUACACAGGGAACAAUUAGACAAGAUGCUAGACAUCCACAGCCAGGCUCUCCUGCUGCUAAGUCUUCUUUUUAAUUUAAGGGAGCAGGGUAUGUGUGAUUCAGAUUGGGUCCCUGGUACUAGGGGAGGGAGUUAAACAUUUCCAUGCCAUUUUCCUGACACAGCAAGCCCCCCAGCUGCUGUGUCUCCCACACAGGUAAAAUCAUGCAAGGACUUGUGUGUUUUCCCUUGAGGAGCAAAUGGCAAUUUCAGGGGGGAGUUUUAAUAAGAAAAGAAAAAAACAGCAGGGAAAUGAUUAAAUCCACUCACACAGUGCCACCACAGUCCUCCUGAUAUGCUCUCGACAACUAUUAUUAAGUUUUGGGAGAAGUGAAAGAACUUGAUCAUGGGACUUCUGCAUCUCAUCUUGUUGGCCCAUAGAAUUAACAGUUAAGACAGUCGUGUAUGACCAAAGGGGAAGAACAGAUGUCUGUGGGUCCUGUGUCUUGAAUCGACCCAGGGCCCCUUAGAAAAUGACUCAAGAACUCAGCUCUUUCAUCACAUCUACAAAUGUUAAUUUAUGGGAACCCCCUUCCUGCUUCUAAAUAGAGGCCAUUUUUUAAAUUCUGUCUACGUCAGUGUAUUUGGUCAUGAGGCUGAACAUUAUCACACAUUAGAUUUCACAACUAUUUAUUUCUGAAAUGAAACAGUUACCCAAACCAUAAAAAUGCCAAACUUCCCAUCCUAUCAGGAGCACAAGACAGAAUGCGCCUGGGAUGGUGUUUUUUUCACGGGAGCAUUUGGCAUCUCCCAACCAUGAUCCACUGAACCUCAGAGGUUGAUGGACAAAGCUUCUCUCUCUGGCUGCAGUGCCUCCUCCAGCUGAAUGCUUUACAAGGUGGUUCCUUGCCUUGCUGCUGUGCAUUGUCCUCACUUUUUUCUUCCAUUACAGCCUGAUGAAGCUGCAUAUAUGAACUCCCUCAUACGGAAUUGUUCCAACAUUCAGUGUUGGCUACACUGAAUGCUUGAAUUGCAGGGAUGCAGGCACCUCCUGCCCCCUUAGCUUUUGUGGGCUGCCCCCUUAGCUACUGGUUGUUUUUUUUACAAAAACUGCAGUGGGGAACAUAAACAUCAGAGGGUGGAGCCUGUAAAUUUCAUAAAGGGCUCCCAAUCCCUACCUUUCCCCUCCAUAAUUUGAGCACUGGUUUGGCACUUUCUAACAAGAGUCUUUCCCAGCAUCUACCUGGAGAUGUCAGGAAUUGAUGUAUGAUGAUUCCCUGUCUCAAAAGGGCUCACUUCUAAAAAGAAAUAUAAAGUAGGCACCAACAACCACUACAGGAGGGGUGCUGUGCUAGGAUUGGAUAGGGCCAGUUGCUCUCCGCCUGCUAAAGGUAAGAGAAUCGCCACGUUAUAGGGUGCUUCUUUGCUCAAUUAGCAGUGGUUGAAGGAAGGAAACAAAGUGAAUGCGUCAAUGUAUUCCUUUCCUUUGAAGAUCUUUUGAGGGAAGUUGGGGAGAACGUGUUCUUCAUUCACCAGGGAACAUGAGAAAAAAAUAAAAGGAGUCAGAGUAUGUGUUACACUCCUGUCUUCAGUCUUGGAUAUUACAGCUGUGAGGUGGUUUCUACCCAUGGAAGCAGAACAUCUAAGCAUAAGGCCUUCAGAUCGUAUUUUGCACCUGAAAGAAAAUAGAAUCCACAUCAGACCAAGAGAAGGUUUCACGCAGUAAUGUGUUUGAAUGUCUAAGGUGUUGUUUAAAAAAAGAUAAUUGUCAAGUUAAAAGCCCAAUGUGUUGUUAUGCUCAGUGAUAAAGAGAUGGGCAGUACUAUGAAGAGGAAGGGCCAGAGCCAUGCUGAUAAAAAGGAGAGGGCCUGGUUCUCUGGGCCUACCACUGCCCUUUGCUUCUAUCAAAAUGAUGGUGACUGUGGCUUAGAUGAAGGGUUCCAGAGGAAAACGUUGGAGCAAAGAGCUUUCCCAACCUCCCCAGCUCUCCACUAUUAUCCAAGCAUGAGCACAAGGAGGAAGAGGAAACCCACAGCUAGCAGCCUAUACUCCUUCCUCUUUCUCUGUUCACACUUCUCUAGAAGUAGACUAGCACGAAUGCCUGCCACUCCAUUCCACAUUAAGCUGAGCUGUAGGGGGAUUCCAGGGCAGAAAAACCCUGGGAAUCGAGGGGAAGGCCAACAAGUUGAAUGGCCUAAUGAAGCAUGGGCCUUCUCUUUCCCUCUAUUUCCUGCUUCAUGCUCAGCCUAGUCCAUAGCGGAAGUUGAUAGCAUCAGCCUGCUUCUGUUCUGAGCAAGGAGGGGGACAAAUGUUCCAAAAAAUAAAAUAAAAUACAGCAAUAUAGGAUAAACCAAAAGGUAAAGCCAAGUGAAAAAAAUCAAGAGGGGGAAAAUUCACAAGGAAAGGGAAGUUUGGCUUAGAAAGGAAAAUGAGGCUAAAAUGCAAGGAAUCGCUACAUAAGAAGGGUUUUCCUUCCUUAGGGUACAAAGGAAAAGGAUAAAAUGAACAAAGGAAGAAAGAACCAGAACCCCUUUUCUCAGUAACGCAUAGCUCUUACACUUUGAUCAGAUCACCCCAGCUUUUCUCUCAUCCUCUUUGGCUAUCCACUCAUUUAACAACUUCGCUAUUUUCAUGCUAAUUAACAAAAUUAAUUCUGUAUUGAAUAAUAAUGACUUGGGACAUUUUAAAAAUGCAAUCCUCUAUUGUUUUCAAGUUUUCUGUUGUUGGAACCCUGGCAUGCUCAGUUGGACACCAGUAGUACAUCAAGAAGACUUAUUAUCAGACACAGAUCCACUCAUGGUGCCCUGUUGCUCAGCCAUCAACAAGUUAUCAACAAGGUCGUUUCAUUGAUUUUAGUUGAAACCUAUUGUUUCCCAUUUACUAGGGAUAAUGUGUGCAAAAUACAACAUUGCACUCAUGGCACCACACUGUUGGCCUAACAGAAAAACAGACAGUAGCUCAGAGCUGUCACUUUUGACCCAAACGAUUUAACAUGGAUCCCAGUAGGUAACACCUCCUUAACACACCUGCGGCUAAAAAACCACCCUGGUUAACAGUUGUUGCUGAUGCAUUAAGAGCCACAUUUUGCAGCUGAAAUACUUCCCCUUCCUACUUUAACAUUCCAGUUCUUGAAAACAAAUGCGUGCUUAAUGCAAAUUAGCUUUUAGUGAGUGCUCAUGUGAGAACAUGCUUUGACAAUUGUGCCCUCCUCCAAAAUGCCUGUAUGGCUCAGUGGCUAAGAGGGACAUCAGCCAUAUAGAAAGCAUUGGUUUUUAUCUGCCCUGCGGGACAUAUUGGAUCUGUGUAAGGUCAUACUAACCUCAUCUGCUAUAAUGACAACAAAGCUAUACUCGAGCCAUAGGUUGCAAAAAUUAUUAGAUGAGUAAUAAGCCACAGUGUAGCUUUAGCCACAGUGAUGAACCUGCUUAACUUGGCUAGGUUAUGGUCAUGUCUGUGGCACGUGCAGGGCUGGCCUGUCCACUAGGCAGACCUAGGUGAUCACCAAGGGCAUUGAUUCUUGGGGGGACACAUAAACAGUGUCGGAAUAGAACACUGCCAAUUCUUUCUCUCCUGCUUGCAUUGCACCCCUGAAGAACUGCACAGUGGUGCAAGAAUCUCAUAUGUAAAACUGUAUCUUGCGCCCCAAAGGGUCUACACCAUCUGCAUCCUAAAAGACACCAUCAUCUUUGCUUACUGCACUUCAGCUCCCAAUAAACAGCUACUCUCAUAAGCUGCAUUCCUUCUCUCUAAUAUGAACAGCCUGCCUCAGCAUUCAUUCCCCCAAAGAAAUUGCCUCAGGCUAUAUUUCCAAACUGACAGCAGUAUCUUUUCAGCUCUGAAGGGUUAGAGUUUUGCUCCCAUGAUAGACUGGGAACUCUCUCCCACUGUAUCCUCAAACCAGCACAGGCUAGUCAUUAUUAUUAUUUAUUAUUAAAUGCAUUUCUAUACUGCCCAAAACGCAAGUUCUCUGGGCGGUUUGCAAAACAAUAAAAACAGCCAAUAAAAGAUUGACACACUUCAACAAUUAAAAUUUAAAGUUAAAACUAUUAAAACACAAUUAAAAGAGUAUCUAAUUAAAAGCCUGGGUGAACAAAUGCAUCUUGACUGAUCUUUUAAAAGUUAUAAGAGAUGGAGAGGCUCUUAUUUCAGCAGGAAGUGUGUUCCAAAGCCUCGGGGCAACAAUGGAAAAGGCCCAUCCCUGAGUAGGCACCAGACAAGCCAGUGGCAACUGCAGAUGAACCUCUCCAGAUGAUCUCAAUGGGCAGUGUGGUUCAUAGCAAAGAAGACAUUCUCUUAAAUACCCAAGGUCCAAGCUGUUUAGGGCUUUAUAGGUUAUAACCAAAACCUUGUACUUUUCCUAGAAACUUACCCGCAGCCAGUGUAGAUGUUGUAAGAUAGGAGUGAUAUGGUCUCUCUGAGAUGACCCAGAGACCAAUCUGGCUGCCUCAUUCUGAACUAACUAUAGUUUCUGGACUACUUACAAAGGCAGCCCCACAUAGAGCACAUUGCAGUAGUCAAGUCUGGAGGUGAGCAGCAGAUGUACUACUGUUCGGAGGUCAUUUAUCUCAAGAAAUGGACACAGCUGGUAUAUCAGCCAAAGCUGAUAAAGAGUACCUCGGGCCACUGCCUCAACCUGGGACACCAGGGAGAGGUUUGUGUCCAGAAGCAGCCCCAGACAGCGUACCUGUUCCUUCUGGGGAAGUGUGACCCCAUCCAGAACAGGCAGAUCAAAAUCAUCUGAGUUCUGACCCCGCACAAUAAGUACCUCCAUCUUAUCUGGAUUCAGAAGCUUGAGAAGCUUGUUACCUCUCAUCCAGCCUAUCACUGCCUCCGGGCAGGUUAUGCCAGGCAUUUAGGGAGGUUAUGCCUUCUCCUGAUGAUGUUGACAUGGAGAAAUAGAUUUGGGUGUCAUCAGCAUACUGAUAAAACCCUGCACCAAAUCCCCUGAUGAUCUUUCCCAGAGGGAGAAGCCAGGACCAGACUAGGCCACCAGCCUCCCCCAGCCAAGUCUCUGAAAUACAUACCAGGUCUGCACUUUCAUCCUGAAUCAAAUCAUGGAUGGUUUCUGACUUAUUCUGGACAGACCUGGCAUCACAGAGGAGCAAGGCGAGAGUCUGUGAGAGGUUGGCACUGCUCCCCAAGGUCAAAGAGCUGGCAGGGCAGCUGGAAGGGGAAACAGCCAAUAGAUUUCUGACUUCCCUUCUCCUGUAAUGAUGCGCUGACCUGCCAACUUUACUUCCUCUAUUCACCACCACCAGAAUAGCCACCCCACAAUCAGUGGACACACCCCCUGUCUCCACAUCCCCAGACAAACCAAGACACAUCUGGAACACCCAGAAUCCAAAAACAACAACAGAAGCCAAAAAAAUAUCACCAGGCCCUCACCCUCGUUGCCCCUGAAGUGGGUCCCCCAAAGGGGCAACCCCCUUGGGUGUGGCCCCUUUGGUGGCAACCCCACUGCCACAGGGCAGCAGUCCUUUUAUAAGCCCAUAAAGAUGGCUAAUCUGGGCAGCUGACCCUCUGGCCCCGAUCCCACACAGACUCACCUGCAGGGCAGCCACAGCCCCGCACGCUAGGGGGCACCCAGGCAGGCAAGCUGACAACAGCAGACAGCAACUACUCAGGCUCUCCCCACUGGGCAGCCACUGUCUCUGGGGAGCAGAUGUUAAAGCCUCCUCCUCCUUAAAAGGCUUCUGGCAACUCAUCUGCUGGUCAUCCACCCAAGCUGGUCAUUUGACAUCAUGAAUGAGCAGUUCAAGUUAAAACUGGGGCUGCAUACAUCUUGGUUGUGUGUAGGGGGCACGAAAUCUUAGGGCUCAUCCUGGGAACAUGUCUAGAUUGGGGUUCCCAAACAACUAGAAGGAAAUAAGGGACAUCAUACUGUCUCCCACAUAAUGUUAAAGAGGAAGGCUGUGGCAGGAGAUGCAUUCGUCCUGCCAAAGCUGCUGCCUAUGUAAAUCACUCACAUCUCGGCAUUAUCACACCAGGUUUGACUGCUGUAUGAAGUUCACACCCCAGCCACUGGGGGGUCAUUAAGAACUAAUGCUUGCCAACCCAAAAUAUGCAAAUUUUGUGUAUGAGCCUCUCGGAAAAACCCCAGCAUUUGGGAAAGUAUUUAUUUUGAUGCUUAUAAAUGUGUAGAUUUUCAGGGCAAAUGUGAAAGCAAGUAUGUACACUUUUCAUGCCCUUCCAUCACAUACAUUAAAGAAAUUAUCCUAU